AUGGCAAUGAUCGCAGCCAUAUCCCUUCCACAGGAAUCUGGUACGUCGAACGUUGAUAUUACCCCCAAGCUUGCGGGAAAUACAUCCGAACCAUCACAGAACAUGACGGAAACUAGCCCAAAGCGGGCCGGGGAAAUCCCUCCUAGCUUUUUCUAUAAAGAUGGUAAGAUGAAAGUGAGAUGUAAUCCACCAGACUGGGCCUACCGUAUACCCCCACGCGAGGUCCCCGACAUGCAUAUCACGUUUGAUGACUGGACAGACUGGACUUUGGUCAAACAUGAAGCAGCUAUGGUGCAUAUCCGUUCCCGACAGCUUGGAUGCUAUUCAUGCCGUUGUGAUGAAAAUGGUGGAUUGUAUGGGGUCCCACUGCAUGAAAGAACAAAGGACCAACCCUGGGGGUUGUCACGAUGCUUUUGUACCGCUGAUCUAGUUAGCCGGGUGCCGGAGGAUAGAAACCUCCCAAUUUCCGUACUUCAAGAAGCCCUAGAUAGCAUUCCUGACUCGGUCCAGGGCCAUAAUGCCGACUUUACUUGGAAUUAUGGUAGUGGGACUCUUCGUUUCUCACAACCAAGACGAUACCUAGACCCAGAUACCGCUGAGCCCUAUUAUCUGGAAGGCCCAGACAUAGGAAUGAAUCAAGCGUACUACCAAGAAUUCAGACGUCGUUUCGGUAUACCAAUUAAAAUUUAUGGUGACGAAGCCGGUCCCAGCGGGAGCGGAGGCUCAGGGGGGGGCGGGGAUGGGGGCUCAGGGGGCAGUGGCAGUGGCAGUGGUGGUUCUGGUGGAAGUGGUGAUCCUGGUGGAAGUGGUGAUGGCAACCCAGGGGGGAGCUUUGAAUCUAGCGAAAUUUAG
Molecule: messenger RNA, 852 nt
Organism: Orbilia oligospora ATCC 24927
Lineage: Eukaryota; Fungi; Ascomycota; Orbiliomycetes; Orbiliales; Orbiliaceae
Exons: 2
Coding region: 1-852 (283 amino acids)
Source: RefSeq, a predicted model, not a curated record